Quercus lobata is the source of this 696-nucleotide messenger RNA. RefSeq lists its product as uncharacterized. The record is from RefSeq and is a predicted model, not a curated record. Bases 39 to 542 code for a protein of 167 amino acids. NCBI's taxonomy places the organism in Eukaryota, Viridiplantae, Streptophyta, Magnoliopsida, Fagales, Fagaceae. The transcript has 4 exons.
UAUCCUCCUACGUCUCAAAUUGCCUAUAAGCUACUGUCAUGGCAAUCUCAAUAGUGACCGUGAGACUCUGGCUAUUCGCUGUGGCUCUUACCUAUGUUUCUGUUCUUUACGGCAACUUAGGGAAGGCAGAUGAAGCACCUCAAGAUCAUGAUCCGGCUCAAAUUGUUGCCAAAGCAUUGCUAUGUUUCAAUGAAAAAUAUGUUUACAUUAGUUGUGAAGAAUCUCAAAGACUCAGUGAGAGCGGAAAACUCAACGUGCCACCUCAAAAGACCGAUGAAUACUGCAGUGGACCGUGCCUGACUGAAACAAACCUAGUGCUAAACUGCAUUGAAAACAUUUUAGAUAAUUUUAAGUUUUACAAUAAGGCCACAAUACAGGAUGUUAGAGAUACAGUUAAGGCAGCAUGUGGCAAUGGCCCAGAAAGAGGUAAUUUUGAUGUAGCCGAGCAUAUUAAAGCUGAAACAAGCAAUGCACACAAGGCCGUGAAUCAAAUUCUAUAUGGGCUUGGAUUGAUGAUCGUGGGGCAUGGUUUAUUGCCUUAAGCUGUGUACUAUAAUAUGAAUCACUUCACGGGCUAUGUUUUCUGGCUUUGAUAUGUCAUAUAUGUAAUAGCUAAUAGUAUGUCGGUGUAAUGCACGAAGUAACUAAAAAUGAUAUACAAAUUUCUAAUAAAAAGUUUCAGUAAUCCUUUCUUAA